Melanotaenia boesemani (Boeseman's rainbowfish) is the source of this 2257-nucleotide messenger RNA. RefSeq names its product general transcription factor IIE, polypeptide 1, alpha (gene gtf2e1). Gene Ontology annotation, cellular component: transcription factor TFIIE complex. Lineage: Eukaryota; Metazoa; Chordata; Actinopteri; Atheriniformes; Melanotaeniidae. The record is from RefSeq and is a predicted model, not a curated record. Gene Ontology annotation, biological process: transcription initiation at RNA polymerase II promoter; transcription open complex formation at RNA polymerase II promoter. The transcript has 6 exons. The coding region runs from base 209 to 1543 and encodes 444 amino acids.
UUCUUGUCUUUCCGGGGUUUUCUUCUCAAAAUAAGUGGUGGCGCACGUAAGCUAACCUGAUAGCUUGAAGGUUUUGACCAGCAAAAGUGUCCACUGAGUUGUAGAUGUCUUUAUUUCUAUCCAAGUUAGCGUACAGCAUUACUCUGAAAUGACGUAAGGAAUCGGUUCAUGUAUGUUACCGGCGAAGCAGGAAUAUUAAAGGUCAAAAAUGAUUGAACCAGAGCUACUGACAGAGGUCCCUGCAGCGCUUAAGCGACUAGCUAAGCAGGUUGUAAGAGGGUUUUACGGUGUGGAGCAUGCCUUGGCACUUGAUGUGCUGAUCCGUAACCCAUGUGUGCGUGAGGAAGACAUGCUGGAGCUGCUCAAGUUUGACCGUAAGCAGCUGCGCUCUGUUCUUAACACCCUGAAAGCAGACAAGUUUGUUAAGUGCCGUAUGAGAGUGGAAACAGCCCCUGAUGGCAAGACAACGCGGCACAACUACUAUUUCAUCAACUACAGGGUACUAGUCAAUGUGGUCAAAUACAAACUGGAUCACAUGCGAAGGCGCAUUGAAACAGAUGAACGAGACUCCACCAACCGUGCCUCCUUCAGGUGUCCCUGCUGCUUCUCCACCUUCACUGACCUGGAGGCUAACCAGCUGUUUGAUCCUAUGACAGGUACGUUUCGCUGUACCUUCUGCCAGACAGAGGUAGAAGAAGAUGAAUCUGUCUGUUCUGAUGGCAGGACACUGGUGGCACGUUUUAAUGAGCAAAUUGAGCCCAUCUAUGCACUCCUACGUGAGACAGAAGAUGUUAACCUGUCUCAUGACCUGCUGGAGCCUGAACCUGCUGAGAUCCCUGCUCUCAAACAGAGCCGAGAACGUUCUGCAGCUUCUGGAGGAAACCCUGCAGGCGGACAACAUCGUGAAGCCUGGUCUAACAAAGGAUCGUCCUACGCUGACCUGUACACCCAGAAUGUGGUAAUCAGUAUGGAGGAGCAGGACGACCAACAGAAGCAGGACAAUGAGACCAAGGCACCUAAAGAGCGGCCUGUUUGGUUGACCCACAGCACCGUACAGGGUGCCUACAACGAGGCAGAUGGCCUCAAGAGCCGUGGAGAAGCUGUACCUGGAGCCCAGGAUGGAGCAGCUGGUCUUGGAAUGGGUCAGGCAGAUGAAAACGAGGAAGUGAUGCGUGCUCUGCUCAUCCAUGAAAAGAAGGGUGUUGCAGGUGUGGGUGGAGCAAGCGCCGCUACCAGGGGUCUUGCCUCCGCCACAGCUAAUGCUAGUGACUCAGAAAGUGACACCAGUGAAUCAGAUGACGACUCUCCCUUGGGUCCUCCAACUGCCACAGUCACUCAGCAUCGCACAGAUAAAGAGGAUGAAGAAGAGGACGAUGACGACUUUGAGGAGGUUGGGGAUGAACCGAUGGUGAUGGUGGGAGGUCGACCAUUUACGUACAGGGAGGUGAGCCAGAGGCCUGAGCUGGUGGAGAAGAUGUCUGUGCAGGAGAAAGAGGCCUACAUCGAAAUGGGACAAAACCUCUUCCAAGACAUGUACUUCUGAAUCUGAAUUUCUGAUCAGUUGGCAAUGGAUUUCAUCACACACACACACACACACACACACACACACACACACACAGUGAAACAAUUCAAAAGAUGCUUUUGUCUGACACUGUAAGUAGUUGGGGAUAAUGUCUUCAUAGAACUUCUGAAGAGGAAAACAAGAUGCUGCUCAAAAAAUUCAAUCAAUGUUAUUAAAAAAAAAAAGCAAAGUCAGGAUUCAACAGUGUUCCUCCAGUGAUCUCACCUCCAGUAUUCUAUUUUACAAGUCACCAAAGCAAAGGGGAGCUGUUUAGCUGCAGAGUGCCAAUUGUUCUUUUUCACAUGUAUACCAGUUUGUCUAAACCAGUUUAUUUUAUCCUUUUUUUUUUCUCAUGUGACAGACGGAAGAAAACAUCUUAUUUUAAAACAUAUUUCUCUUUCCUCAAUGAAUUUCUUCGGAGUGGAUGUAACCAUUGAUAACUUGAGAUCUGCCAAAAUAUUUGAGUACUGGGACUAAUCACUGAAAGACUGAAGAAGUUGUUGCUGCUUUCACUGUGCUGGCUGUUGGGACGACGUGAAAGAAAAACUGUUUUCUGUUGAUCUGGAGCAGUUCAACAGCUCAGCUUAAGAAAAUACAUAGAAGUUAUUGGUAAAUUGUUCUGGCUUUAACAGUAAAGUUCUUGUAAUUCUGAACAGUGUAAUAAAAUGAUGCUGCCGUACAGCCAGAAGAAGGAAA